Molecule: messenger RNA, 1312 nt
Organism: Saccostrea cuccullata (small rock oyster)
Lineage: Eukaryota; Metazoa; Mollusca; Bivalvia; Ostreida; Ostreidae
Product: sister chromatid cohesion protein DCC1-like
Exons: 11
Coding region: 85-1266 (393 amino acids)
Biological process (GO): mitotic sister chromatid cohesion; maintenance of mitotic sister chromatid cohesion
Cellular component (GO): chromatin; Ctf18 RFC-like complex; chromosome, centromeric region
Source: RefSeq, a predicted model, not a curated record
AAAUACGAAACUGUGUCUGAAACAGCUUUACUUGCGCUUUCGAUUUGUUUGGCGGAAAAAAUAAUCAACUUAUCAAGAAAUGAAAUGGCUAGCGAGCUUGAUGAAAGGGCCCUAGAGGAUAUUAACACCGUUUUAGAAUAUGCUAAGCUAGAAUCGUCUGAUGUAAAGCCAACGGUACAGUGUAUUUAUUUCUCUAAACACCUUGACAAUCAGUCGUUCAAACUUUUGGAGGUGAAUGAUACAGUGCUGGAAACCUUAACAGAUGGAGGAAGAGUAGUAAUUAGAGGGAACUCAGAAGACAUGGCAGUACUUUGCACAAAAACAGCCACUUUUGAAAUAAAAGAGGCAGAGAUUUCGAAUUCUAUGUUGAUUGUUCCACAACUAGACAUUGGUCCGGAUUUGGAUGAUUCAGGUCCCCAGAGACUCAAGGUUUCAAAGGUGACAUCUGUGAUGAAUAACUACUAUGAGCUGAGACCAUGCAAACCUAAAGUGUCAAAGCUGAAGAAACUACUGGAGGAGAACAUGUAUAGUGGUAGAGAGUGUGAACAGGAUGAAGAGCACCAGGGUCAUAAGUAUUCCUUUGAGGAUUUGCUGAACAUUGUCCAAGGAAGUGAAACAGAAAUUAAAGAAUCUUUGAAGAAACUUCAGGCUUGUCCAAUUGAAGGUAUGUGGAGAGUGUUAGAUUUUGAUUUUUUGACACAAGUGUUUAACCACAUCAUACAACUGUGUGAAGAGAAUGACUGGUUAUCCACGGGGAUACCACUGGAGGAGUGCUGUGAAACUCUGCAGGAACUCUUCCCAAGUGAAGUGCUUACUCAUGUAAUAGAGUGCUAUGCUGAUGAAAUGAAAUCAGAUGCCAAGUUUUACUCACUUAAUGAAGACAAAAUCUGUCAAUUCUUUGCAGAACUUAUUUUAAGAAAUUCAGGAAAGUUCAAUUUAAAAGAGUUUCUUAGAGUUUGGGAACAGACAGUUCCACAAGGCAUGAAGACAAAUUUAUCACAGCUGGAGGGAAUGGCCCUCAUAGACAGGAACUGUAUGCCAGAGGUUAUUUGGUAUUUCCCAGUGGAUGAUCUACCAGAGGAUAUUGGAGAGAGGUUCAACAUGUUGUUCAAAACCCGGGAGAAGUGGAUCCUAUCAGAGAUCACACCUUAUAUCAGGGACUUAACUACAGUCAAGGUUGAUGUUGGUGGUCUCCUUACAAAGUAUGCAAGAGCUUCCAUGUUAAAUGGAAUAAAAGUUUUCAGUUCAAGGAAACCUGUCAACUGAUAUCAUAAACAUGUAAAAUUCUUGAAAUAAAAAUGUGAUAUUACAA